This is a messenger RNA of Nothoprocta perdicaria, 602 nucleotides long. RefSeq names its product LYR motif containing 7 (gene LYRM7). Bases 19 to 318 code for a protein of 99 amino acids. The record is from RefSeq and is a predicted model, not a curated record. Lineage: Eukaryota; Metazoa; Chordata; Aves; Tinamiformes; Tinamidae. The transcript is spliced from 5 exons. Gene Ontology annotation, biological process: mitochondrial respiratory chain complex III assembly.
CUAGUUAAUCUUCUCAGAAUGGUUUUGAAGCUUUUUAAAUUGCUACACAGAACUCGACAAGAAGUUUUUAAAAAUGAUACCAGAGCCCUAGAAGAAUCUGGGGUAGAAAGGAAGCUUCAAGAGCAAGCUCAGUGCAUUCUGGUUUCUAAUGGUCAUUCACUCCUGAAAAYAGCUUCAGAUGUUGAAAUGAUUCUCAGAACUUCUGUUAUUCAGGCAGUUCAUACAGGUUCUGACAAAAUAUUGCUUGUACCCAGGAAAGAUCUGCUACAAGACAAUACUCCUUACUUUGAUAAACCAACAAAAAAGCAUCAAUCUUGAGGAAAAUAUGGCCGCCUUCUUCAAAUUUAUAUCCUUUAAUGAGAUCUCUGAAAAUCAGUAGCAGAUAUCUCUGUUAAAAUGAAAUUUGAGAAAUUGUAAGUGCUGUUAACAAGAAAACCCUAAGACCAUCUUUAUUGCACACUAUGGUACCAUUAGGCAGUUCUGAAGGAUACUUUUCUUAUUUGCAAGAUAAUACACAUACUCAAGACAUAUACUGUUUUCCUAAAUAUAUACUUCUGAAAUGUGUUACUUGAGACAGCAGUGCAUGUUGUGAAUUAGGAGAA